AUGUACAUAUGUAUAUUUGUACCAGUGCUGAGACCUGAGCUCUGUGGGGUCCACUGUGGGGGGUCCACUGUGGGGGGUCCACUGUGGGGGGUGCCCUGUGGGGGGUGCACUGAGGGGGUCCACUGUGGGGGGUGCCCUGUGGGGGUCCACUGUGGGGGGUCCACUGUGGGGGGUCCACUGUGGGGGGUGCCCUGUGGGGGGUGCACUGAGGGGGUCCACUGUGGGGGGUGCCUUGUGGGGGGGGUCCACUGUGGGGGGUCCACUGUGGGGGGUGCACUGUGGGGGGUGCCCUGUGGGGGUCCACUGUGGGGGGUCCACUGUGGGGGAUGCACUGAGGGGGUCCACUGUGGGGGGUCCACUGUGGGGGGGGGUCCACUGUGGGGGGUCCACUGUGGGGGUCCACUGUGGGGGGUCCACUGUGGGGGGUCCACUGUGGGGGUCCACUGUGGGGGUCCACUGUGGGGGGUCCACUGUGGGGGGUCCACUGUGGGGGGUGCACUGAGGGGGUGCACUGAGGGGGUCCACUGUGGGGGGUGCCCUGUGGGGGUCCACUGUGGGGGGUGCCCUGUGGGGGGUGCACUGUGGGGGUCCACUGUGGGGGGUGCACUGUGGGGGGUGCACUGUGGGGGGUGCACUGAGGGGGUCCACUGUGGGGGGUGCACUGAGGGGGUGCCCUGUGGGGGUCCACUGAGGGGGUCCACUGUGGGGGUCCACUGUGGGGGUCCACUGUGGGGGGUCCACUGUGGGGGGUCCACUGUGGGGGUCCACUGUGGGGGUCCACUGUGGGGGGUCCACUGUGGGGGGUCCACUGUGGGGGGUGCACUGAGGGGGUGCACUGAGGGGGUCCACUGUGGGGGGUGCCCUGUGGGGGUCCACUGUGGGGGGUGCCCUGUGGGGGGUGCACUGUGGGGGUCCACUGUGGGGGGUGCACUGUGGGGGGUGCCCUGUGGGGGUCCUGUGUCCUAUCCUCCCCAUCCAGGAGGAACCGUGAUGUGUAAAGAAGGAUACCACGGACUGCGCUGCGACCAGUUCGUCCCCAAGACCGACGCCAUCUUGUCCGAUCCGAUAGAUGAACUUGGAAUCGAGUUCAUGGAGAGCGGAGACACGUACCAGAGGCAGGUGUUGUCCAUCGUCUCCAUCGCUUCAGGGAUCGGACUGAUAGGGGUCGUGUGUAUGGCUCUGUACCGACGCAACAAGAGCCACAGGGAGAAGCUUCAGGCUCAUUUGUGCGACAGCCGCAGCCUCAGGGAGAACAAUGUGAGAGUCUCUGGGCUCAUGCCCAGGUCUACAAACCCCCUGUACCAACACACACUGCUGCAGCUUAACCUUCUCACCCCCAUCACCCGCACUAACCUCCUCACUCCCAUCACCCGCACUAACCUCCUCACUCCCAUCACCCGCACUAACCUCCUCACCCCCAUCACCCGCACUAACCUCCUCACACCCAUCACCCGCACUAACCUCCUCACCCCCAUCACCCGCACUAACCUCCUCACCCCCAUCACCCACACUAACCUCCUCACCCCCAUCACCCACACUAACCUCCUCACCCCCAUCACCCGCACUAACCUCCUCACUCCCAUCACCUUUUAUUUAAGAUGA
Knipowitschia caucasica is the source of this 1602-nucleotide messenger RNA. Lineage: Eukaryota; Metazoa; Chordata; Actinopteri; Gobiiformes; Gobiidae. The record is from the annotation of a GenBank genome assembly.